Podarcis raffonei (Aeolian wall lizard) is the source of this 4847-nucleotide messenger RNA. RefSeq names its product regulatory factor X7 (gene RFX7). Gene Ontology annotation, molecular function: DNA-binding transcription factor activity, RNA polymerase II-specific; RNA polymerase II cis-regulatory region sequence-specific DNA binding. The transcript has 9 exons. Gene Ontology annotation, biological process: regulation of transcription by RNA polymerase II. Bases 6 to 4496 code for a protein of 1496 amino acids. The record is from RefSeq and is a predicted model, not a curated record. Lineage: Eukaryota; Metazoa; Chordata; Lepidosauria; Squamata; Lacertidae.
CAGUGAUGGCAGACGAGCCGCAGCAGCACCAGCCACCUCCGACUCAGCAGCAGCAGCAGCAGCAGCCGCCCCCCGAAGCCCCCGGCGGGGUCGUCCCGGUGGCGACGGCGGCCCCUUCGCUGCCGGCGCUGGUGCCCGGGCUGCAGGGGACCGAAGCCAGCGCGCUGCAGCACAAGAUCAAGAACUCCAUCUGCAAAACUGUACAAUCUAAGGUGGACUGCAUUUUGCAAGAAGUUGAGAAGUUUACAGAUCUACAGAAACUCUACCUCUACCUUCAGCUGCCUUCUGGUCCUAGCAAUGGAGAGAAAAGCGAUCAGCUGUCUGUGUCAUCCAGCCGCGCCCAGCAAAUGCACGCCUUCUCCUGGAUCCGUAACACCUUAGAGGAGCACCCGGAGACAUCCCUCCCCAAGCAGGAGGUGUAUGAUGAGUACAAGAGCUAUUGUGACAAUCUUGGAUACCAUCCGUUAAGUGCUGCUGACUUUGGGAAGAUCAUGAAGAAUGUCUUCCCCAACAUGAAGGCUCGCCGUCUAGGCACAAGAGGAAAAUCAAAGUAUUGCUAUAGUGGACUUCGGAAGAAAGCUUUUGUGCAGAUGCCGACACUCCCCAACCUUGACUUCCACAAAACUGCCGAUGGGCUGGAAGGGGCAGAGUCCUCUGGGCACCUGCAGAGUGCCGACGAAGAGGUGGUGUCAGCUGCCUGCCAGCUGGUCUGCCAGUGGGCCCAGAAAGUGCUGAGCCAGCCCUUCGAUUCCGUCUUGGAUCUGGCCCGCUACCUGGUCAAAAGCCACUACAUAGGCACUAAAUCAAUGGCAGCUUUAACCGUGAUGGCUGGUGCCCCGGCAGGAAUCAAAGGGAUCCCCCAGCCUUCGGCUUUUGUCCCAACCGCAGAAAGCAAUUCCUUCCAGCCCCAGGUGAAGACUCUGUCCUCCCCAGUUGAUGCAAAGCAGCAGCUGCAGCGGAAGAUCCAGAAGAAGCAGCAGGAGCAGAAGCUGCAGUCGCCUUUGCCAGGAGAGUCCCCGGCCAAGAAGGUGGAGGGCACCGCCAGCAAUGGGGUCACCAGCCUUUCCAAUGGGAGCCCAGCCAUCUUGUCUCCUCAGCCCAUUGGCAUUGUCGUGGCUGCUGUUCCCAGCCCUAUAACGGUGCCGAGGACCCGGCAGUUGGUGACGUCGCCUAGUCCUGUGGGUUCAGCCGAUGGCAAAGUUCUCCCGCUCAAUGUCCAAGUGGUCACCCAGCAUAUGCAGUCGGUCAAGCAGUCACCAAAGACCCCCCAGAAUGUUCCCGCCAGCCCUGUGGGUGAUCGUUCUGCCAGGCACCGCUACCCUCAGAUCCUGCCCAAGCCUGCCAACACCAGUGCCCUCACCAUCCGAUCCCCAACGACAGUGCUGUUCACAAGCAGCCCCAUCAAGACCGUUGUCCCUGCUCAGCACAUGAACGUGGUGAAAAUGACCACCAUCUCCCUCGCUCCAAGCAGCAGCAGCAGUGCCGGCAGCACGCCGGUCAAGCACACGCCUUCAGUGGUCAGCGGUUCCGGAGCAGCCGAUGAGCUGAGGACUGUCCCGCAGAUUCAGAAUGGGUCCGUCGUUUCGCUUCAGUCUCCAGGGCCGAAAGCUGGUGGCAGUGGAGGAGCAGCAGCAGGAGGCCUGGCUCCCUCUGCGUCUUCAGUUGAGGUCAAAAUGGAGCCAGAGGCAGCCCUGGAGGAGACAGUGCUGCGGUGCCAAGAGAACUCAGAUGCCUCUAAAGUUGCAAAGGUUGCUCUGAGCACCUCAGUUGGGCAGCAGAGGAAAGGUGAAGCAGAACUGUGGAAAGGUCAAGCUGAGGAGGUCCGCGGAGACAGGAAAUGUGUCCAGGGCUGUGACACGAGAGCCGAGGAAGCAGGAAGGAAAAGCCUUGCCCAGCCCACUGAAUCCCGCCCUGUUCCCACAUUGGAGAUCAGCCCUGGCACGAUCACUCCCUCGGUUGCUAUGCAGACCUUCUCUGGCACCAGCAUCCCUGUGCCUCCCGGUGGUGACAAAGUGUGUGCUAAAAGCCCAAGGAAGCGGCUGCCAUCUGCCUUUACAGACUCCCAGGGCCCCCCAGUCAAGAAGCUCUCUGUGGGGCAGGUCUCUGCAGCCAGCACAGAAGCCCCAAAAGCGGGAGGUGUGAAGAAAGUGCAGCAGAGAGUGGUGGCUGUGGCCAAGAGCGAAGGGGCUGCAGCACUUGUGCAGGUGCCUGGCAAGGUGACCAUCAAAGUCCAUUCUGCGGUGCCCAGCAGCUUAGUGACCACUUGCCCCCUGGACGCCGACCUUGUUCUUGACUCCAGCGAUCCCACUUUAGGGCAGCAGCUGGCAGACUCCUCUUCAGACAUCAAAGUGAAGUUGGAAGGGAACGUGUUUGUCUUAGAAAGCAGUUCCCAGCCCAGUGACGGCUUUAGCCCCAACAUAUGGCAGCAUCUUGCAAAGAGUUCCGACUUUGCCCCUCUGAACUGCGAGCAGCAGCCGCUGCAGGAGGACGUGGGUGUUAUGGCUCUCACAGAACACGCUGGCGGCUCAGAGGCCUUGCCGAAGUCUGUCUGGGAGCCAGUGCACUUUGAAGGGCUCCAGCAGACAGCUGCCUAUGGCCAGCAGGUGCAGAGCCAGGGGCCAGAGCCCUCUCUGGAGCAGCAGCUGCAAGCGCAGGCACCAAGCCAGUUAGCUUUGCAGCCGGAGCUCAAGGAGUUUGAGGAUGCCGCCUCGCAGUCCAACGAGAACUUCUUCUCCUUCGACGACGACCUGACCCAGGACAGCAUCGUGGAGGAGCUGGUGCUCAUGGAGGAGCAGAUGUCCAUGAACAGCUCUCACCUGUACGGGAGCUCCCUGGGCAUGGCCCUCCAGAGCCAGGGGGCGGCCCAGGGGGCAUCCUUGUCCUCUCAUGCGAGCAGCGCCCACUUCUACCACCCGAUCCACAACAGCGGCACCCCUGUCCACACCCCAACGCCCACGCCCACCCCGACACCUACUCCUACGCCCACUCCGACGUCCGAACUCAUUGCGGGAUCGCAGGGCGUGUCGCGAGAGAGCCCCUGCUCCAGGAUGGCUCAGACAACGCCCGUCGACAGUGCCCUGGGGAGCAGCCGGCACACGCCCAUCGGCACGCCCCAUUCCAACUGCAGCAGCAGCGUCCCGCCGAGCCCCGUGGAAUGCAGGAACCCCUUUGCCUUCACGCCCAUCAGCUCCAGCAUGGCCUACCAUGACGCUAGCAUCGUCUCCAGCAGCCCCGUCAAGCCCAUGCAGCGGCCCAUGGCCACGCACCCCGACAAAACCAAGCUGGAGUGGAUGAACGCCGGGUACAGCGGAGUGAGCAACCCGCCCGUCUCCAGCCAUGGGAUCCUCCCAAGCUACCAGGAGCUGGUGGAAGACCGCUUCAGGAAGCCCCACGCCUUCGCCGUCCCCGGCCAGUCCUACCAGUCUCAGCCGCGGCACCACGACGCCCAUUUUGGCCGCGUGACUCCUGUCUCUCCCAUCAGCAAGCAGGAGGGCUUCGCUGUGCCUGCGCCCCUCGACAGCAAAGGGGCGGGCUCCUCCCAUAACAGCAGCUUCAGGUGCCGGAGCGUCAGCCCUGCCGUCCACCGCCAGCGCAAUCUCAGUGGGAGCACCGCUUGCCCUGCUGGCAAUGUGCUGCGCUCCAGCACGACGACGGCCGCGACCGCAGCGCCCUUCGGCAGCCCCGUCACUCCGGAAGUCCACAACACGUUCAGCGCCGUCCACGCGGACGCGAGUGCCAGCAGCCUUGCGCAGAGGAGCCAGUCAGUCCCCUUGACCGUCAUGAUGCAGACGGCUUUCCCGCCUCCUCAGAAGCAGGCGAAUUCUAAGAAGAUAACAAAUGUCUUGCUGAACAAGCUCGAUUCGGAUAACGAUGACGCGGUGAGGGGCCUGGGGAUCAACAACAUGCCCUCCAACUACACAGCCAGGAUGAACCUGACCCAGAUUUUAGAAACUUCCUCUUCCACGUUUCCGAGUGCCAACGGCCAGAACGUGCUCAGUCCCAGCCCUUCGGUUUUCGAAUUCCAAACACCAAGUUACCUCACGAAGAGCAGCAGCGCCGAUCGCAUCCCUUUUGCUCCCGGAGAUAACCAAGCACAAUCGGAGCCUCUGGAGGAGGAGGAGGAGCAGCAGAAGCAGCAACAGCUGGAUUUCAGCAGCACCGUGAAAGACUUCCUGGAUGAGGGCAGCCUCCAGAGCAGCCAGCAGCUGGCCAACCAGGUGGCUUCUGAUCUCAGCAACGUGGCCUCCGUCUUCUCCAAUGACAUUAGGUUGGCUUCCGAGCUCUCGGGCAGCAUUAAUGAUUUGAACACGCUGGACGCAAACCUGCUCUUUGACCCGGCUCACCAGCAGGGCCAGGACGAUGAAGCAACACUGGAAGAAUUAAAGAACGAUCCCUUUUUCCAGCAGAUCUGCAACGAGUCCAUUAACUCAAUGACUUCGGCAGGUUUCGAUUGGAUGGAGAGCAAGGACCAUCCUGCUGUUGAAAUGUUGGGUUGAAUCUUUUUUUAAAAAAAAAAAUUUAAAAAAAAUUAAAUAAAUAUAUGUAAUAUGAUGUAUGUAGCACACUGUAUCUAAAAGACAGACAGACACUUUGUAUUUGUCUUAAUGGAAGUGCCUCCCUGCAGCAGAAACAUUGACUAUGACUUAAUUGUGGCAUUUUUACAAAACAAAAAAACACCCAACAACAACCAACACCUUUUGCUCCACCAGCUGCUCUAUUCUUCAGCAGGGAAUAUUCAGUCUUACCCGUUUUAAAGACUUUUCUGAAGGAUACAGCCUGAUCCAGAGCCAGUAUUAGAUUUUAAAAAAUUUUACUUACCGAACAGCACUUUUUUGCUGUCGCAAAAG